UAUUUGAAGUUGGCGCCACAGCGUGUGAACUACCGUAGCUGCUCUUGCUGCCGCUAGGCGGCUCCACUAGUCAACGAUCCUUCCUCCAUCGGCCAACAGGCCACAAAGAGAUUCAAGAUGGUGCGGUAUAGCGCCCAGCCAGAGAACACGACUAAGUCGUGCAAAGCUAAGGGAUCCAACUUACGAUGCAGUUUCAAGAACACGUGUGAAACUGCCAAUGCCAUCAAUAAAAUGACUCUUGCUCGGGCAGUCCGUUACCUGAAGAAUGUGGUUGCCAAGAAGGAGUGUGUUCCCUUCCGAGUAUACAAUGGUGGUGUUGGGCGAUGUGCACAGGCCAAGGCUUGGGGUUUGUCCCAGGGAAGAUGGCCAAAAAAGAGUGCCCGCUUUCUUUUGGAUUUACUGAAGAAUGCGGAGAGCAAUGCCCAGUACAAGGGUUUAGAAGUUGACCACCUGGUGAUUGAGCACAUCAUGGUACAACGAGCACGUCAAAUGCGUCGCCGCACUUACCGUGCUCAUGGUCGUAUCAAUCCAUUCAUGUCCUCGCCUUGCCACAUUGAAGUCAUCCUGGCUGAGAAGGAGCAGGUUGUGGCCAAAGCUCAAGAUGAGCCUGUAAAGAAGAAGGUUUCUAAGAAAAAACUAGCUCGCCAGAAACUCAUGGCUGCUAGGGAAUAAUUUGUAACAUCAUAAUAAAAAAAAAGCCUA
Homarus americanus (American lobster) is the source of this 702-nucleotide messenger RNA. It is a transcript of the gene RpL17, whose product is annotated as 60S ribosomal protein L17-like. The transcript is spliced from 5 exons. The coding region runs from base 118 to 672 and encodes 184 amino acids. Gene Ontology annotation, cellular component: ribosome; cytosolic large ribosomal subunit. The record is from RefSeq and is a predicted model, not a curated record. NCBI's taxonomy places the organism in Eukaryota, Metazoa, Arthropoda, Malacostraca, Decapoda, Nephropidae. Gene Ontology annotation, molecular function: structural constituent of ribosome. Gene Ontology annotation, biological process: cytoplasmic translation.